AGAAAUUCGGAAACGUAACUCAAUCUUAAUAAAUAUGACGAAGAGAAAGCUUUCAGGUGGAGAGGCGGCACCCGCUGAGGAACCUGAGGCGGCGGACGUCCAGGAGGAAGAGGAGGAGCCAGCGAUGUACGCCCCGGGGCCAGUCGACAUGAACCCCCUACAAUUUUUGAUUGCGCCCACGGAGUUGUCAACCUUCUCCUCUGAGUACUGGGAGAAGAAACCGUUGCACAUCCCUGCUGAUGAAGAGCGUAAGAACUUUUUCGACGGCCUCUUUGACUUUGAUGAGCUAUGCAAAGUUUCGGAUGCACUGGAGGCGGGAGUGAUGCUCCUCAUGGACCAAGAUCCUGGACCCAAGGGAGAUGCGCUUUCCUUUGAGGACGACGUGGACGAUCAGAUGGUUCGCGCCAUUGGCCCGCUGGUGUUUGGCCGGGACGUGGUGGCGGUGCGGUACGUCGACGGCGAGCGAGAGACCCUUGCCGGCGAGUUUGCUGACAGCGACACGCUCCGCACGCUCCACGAGACUGAGGGCGCCACGCUGCAGCUGCAUCAACCUCAGCGUUUUGUUAAUGCGCUGUGGCGGCUGGUGGCGGCAUUGGAGGCGCAGUCAGGCUGUCUGGUCGGCUGUAACGCUUACGUCACACCUGGCGGUGGCCAGGGCCUGGCGCCCCAUCACGAUGACGUUGAGCUGUUUGUUUGCCAAACCAAGGGUUCUAAGAAGUGGCGGCUCUACAAGCCCGUCAACGACUUUGAGCUCCCCAGCAAGGUCUCUGGAGACCUCCCGCAGGACGAGCUAGGGGAGCCGAUUCUGGAGGUGACGAUGAACCCUGGUGACGUCCUCUACGUGCCCCGCGGGAUUCCACAUCAAGCUGUUGCGCAGGAGGAGGGCUCUUGCCAUUUGACCAUUUCGACGUAUCAGCGGUGGACCUGGGGCGAUCUGGCGGUCAAGCUCCUGGAGACGGCGCGUGAUGCCCAGGGCUCCUCCCCUGCGAGCGCACUGCCCCUGGAGCUCCGUAAGGGCCUUCCGUUGGGCCUUAUCUUCAAGCACGGCAUUCAGGCGGAGAUGAUGGCAGCGGACAGCGCCGCUGCCGCCGCCGCCGCCCAUGGUGACGCGGCCGCUCUGGCGGCUGGCUUGCGGGCCCUUGCUGCCCAGCUGGAGAAGGGCCCCACGGAGCUGCUGGCGCCGGCUGUAGAUGAACUAUCGCUGGACUUCCUCGUCCACCGCAUGCCUCCACAUCCCUGCCAGCUACCGGACCCUGGGGAGGAGCCUGGCCUGGAGGACUCGUUGGUGUGCCGGGGCAAGAAUCUAUUCCGCAUCGUGCCGUACGAGGAUGAGGACGAGGAGGAAAAUGAUAGCGACGAGGAGGAAGACGAGGAUGAGGACGACGAGGACGAGGAGGGUGCCGGCGGCAAGAAGGAACCUCUGGUCAAGCUGGUGACGUGUCUUGGUAACAGCCGCUUCACACACAUGAUAUCGUCGCGAUCUGAAGACGAGGAGGAGUCGGAUGAUGAGGGGCACCACGAGCAUGGCCCGGGGCUCUGCGGUCCACUGUGUGGGGCGUCUGAGAGCGACGAUGAAGAGAUGGGCGAAGGGGAGGAGGAGGAGAAGGAAGAAGAGGGGAAAGCUGGAAAGGGUAAGAAGAGCGCGAAGAAGAGCGGGAAAGAGGAGGGUGAGAAGGAGGAGAAGGUGGCCAAGGACAAGGAGGAGACGAAGGGCGAGAAAGAGAAGCAGGAGGAGAAGGAGGAAGAGGGUGAUGAGGAGCCCGAGAUCAUGGACGUCGAUGAGGAUGAAGAUGAUGACGAGGGCGAGGAUGGCAGCGGCGGAGAGGAUGAAAGUGACGACGACGAGGAGGAAGAAGAGCAGCUGCAGGGCCCCAUAUUCCCCGCCGUUUACGCUGCGGCGUUAGCGGAAGUCCUUUCGGCCACUGCCGACAAGCCUCUGCCGGUCAAGAAGCUUCAAGUACCUGGAAAAGAUUCCGACGAGCAGCUGCAGCUGGCCCGUUUGCUGUACCAUGGCGGGUUCGUGAUUACCGUGCCAGGCGCCAAGCAGACGGAAGAGGAGGGGAAGAAGGCGUCGAAGGAGAAGAAGGCUGCUACGGAGAAGAAGGCUGGCGGGAAGAAGGCCGCGGCGGCGGACAAGGAGACGAAGGAGGAGGAAGGGGCGAAGCCCAGUGAGGACAAGAAAGACGAGUUGCCAAAGAAGGCUGGCGGGAAGAAGGCGGCUGCAGCGGCUGGUAAUGAGGAGGGCGAGGCGAAGGAGAAGAAGGGCCCGACGCCACCCGCUAAGAAGGCCAAGAAGGCCAAGUGAAGUGACGUGACAGCUAGCUAAGAAAUCUGUCUACAUGGAAUGUAGGUUGUUUGAUGGAAGCGGGAGCGCCAUAGCGACUGGGGGCACAGAGGGUGAUGCGCGAUAGAGAGGGAACGCUGACUUGAGCAGUGGACAAUGCCGCAGGCGGAACCAAAUAAACAAACAAAAAGUCAGUUGCCUUGCGCCAAAGUAUCUUCCUGGGGCGGCUAGUUAUUGCGUUACCUGUUUUUUUUACCUGGCAUUUGCAUUGCUCCUCAAUCUUGGAGGUCCGUUGCGCAAGCAACAAAAUGUUUUAAUGCCACCCUGAUCUAUUACUGCAUGCGACGCGUGGCGCAGCGCAAGCGUACUGGAUACGGUGAAGUGUGCAUGUUAGCCCAGUUUGAGACACCCAAUAAAGGUUGCUGGGGAUGUGGAAUAGCCAGCGAGUUCUUGCUGGUGGAGAGGCAAACGAGAGGUAAAGACGUGAGGUUAAGAGAUGUGUUUUUUUGUGAAAAUGGCGUUACAGUAGACCGGGCCGGAAGUAAAUAUUAAGAUGAACUCGGACAGUAACGGCCAGGUUAGUUCCAAAAUGCCCGGAUAUACUCUCCUGCCUCUAAAAUCUUAACCUUUAUG
Molecule: messenger RNA, 2917 nt
Organism: Volvox carteri f. nagariensis
Lineage: Eukaryota; Viridiplantae; Chlorophyta; Chlorophyceae; Chlamydomonadales; Volvocaceae
Exons: 11
Coding region: 35-2305 (756 amino acids)
Cellular component (GO): nucleolus
Molecular function (GO): histone H3K4 demethylase activity; histone H3K36 demethylase activity
Source: RefSeq, a predicted model, not a curated record